CAUAUCACAAACUGUACAGAAUGGAAACUUUUAUUCUCUUUGGACUCAUCGGCAGCUUGUUUAUUUGCCAUGCCUCUGCUGAUAUUUCCCUCAACAACUACGGCGAUUCAGCUUAUCCCAACCGCUGUGUACUUGAUGUUGGCUCUUCGACGGUGCUCCUCAAAAUGGGACAGGCAUUUCGUUUGACAUCCCUACCCUGUACCACGAUUUUCUGUACUGGUGAUGGUUAUGGCAUGCUCUUAACGUGUGAUAAAAAAGAACCGCCGGAGGAUUGUCGCUACACGGAGUACUUAAACUGGGACGACGACUAUCCAGAUUGCUGCAACCGUAAAGUUGAGUGCAAUUGAAAUUUUUAAUUGGAAAAUGUUUUUAUUAUGGAUUUAAGUGAUUAUGUCAAAAUUGGACAAGCAGUUGAACGAAAUAAAUCGAUAAAAAUGCA
Messenger RNA from Drosophila elegans, 439 nucleotides. RefSeq lists its product as uncharacterized. The record is from RefSeq and is a predicted model, not a curated record. Bases 21 to 347 code for a protein of 108 amino acids. Lineage: Eukaryota; Metazoa; Arthropoda; Insecta; Diptera; Drosophilidae. The transcript has 3 exons.